Molecule: messenger RNA, 1457 nt
Organism: Spinacia oleracea (spinach)
Lineage: Eukaryota; Viridiplantae; Streptophyta; Magnoliopsida; Caryophyllales; Amaranthaceae
Product: transcription factor MYB1R1
Exons: 3
Coding region: 81-1058 (325 amino acids)
Biological process (GO): response to gibberellin; response to ethylene
Molecular function (GO): zinc ion binding; DNA binding
Source: RefSeq, a predicted model, not a curated record
AACCUCAAACCCAAAAAAAAUCCUAUCAUUUAGAAAAACAACCCAUCCAAAAAAAACAACAACCACCGCCACCUAAAAGAAUGACAGCGCCGCCAUCUAAAACACAAAGAACAUGCUCACAGUGCGGCCACAACGGCCACAACGCUAGAACUUGUACUGAACUUUCCGGUGCUCUUCCACCUCCUACACCUGGAUUCAUGCUAUUCGGUGUCAGAUUAACCGCCGCAGAAGGCUCUGUUUCGCCUUCUUCACCGCCGAUUUCUCCGUCGUCUUCAUCGUUGUCGUCGUCUUCGUUCUUUCGUAAGAGUAUGAGUAUGAAUAAUCUUUCUCAAUAUGAACAACGACAACAAGAUCAACACAAUUUUCCCCUCGAUUCUUCUAAUAUUAAUAACGUUGUUCCUUCUGGCUAUGCUUCCGACGACGCUCUUCACGCUUCUGGUUGUCAAACCCGGGACCGCGAACGCAAAAGAGGAACUCCCUGGACAGAAGAAGAGCACAAACUAUUUUUGAUGGGGUUGGAUAAGGUAGGAAAAGGAGAUUGGAGAGGGAUAUCUAGGAACUAUGUCAAGACAAGAACACCAACCCAAGUUGCUAGUCAUGCUCAAAAGUAUUAUCUCCGGCGAACCAACCAAAACCGCCGUCGCCGUCGCUCCAGUCUCUUUGACAUCACUACUGAUACGUUGAGCCGUUCAUCAAGUGAGAGUCAAUUAGCAAGCCUAGACACAACUUGUCAUCAACUAAAGGCAAGUGCACUUCAUCAAGCAACACAAUUUCCUUCCCCUUACCCUCCUUCAUUUUCAACCAAACACAGCCGUUCAAUUCCGGUCCCACCUUCCUCAAAGAUGGCCAGUCUUAAUCUAAACCAAUCACCAACAACGUCGUCACCAUCAUCAUCAACAUCAACCUACAAUACUAACAACAAAGAAAUAGAAUAUGAACCAUUCCUUUCCCUCAAGCUCUCACAACAAGCACCGUCAGAUGAGGAAUCGUCGAGGCGAUCCCCCACCUUUCGAGGAUUCAACGACAGUGGUGGAGAUAGCAUUAUUAGUGUUGCUUGAAAGAGAAUAAUAAAAAGAAUAUGAUUAUGAAGAUAAUGAUUAGAUUACAUAUUUGUUUGGGUUGUAAAGGGUGGUGGUGAUGAAGAUAAGUUUCUUUAGAUCAUAUCAUAUUACUAUAUUAGUAUCAUCAUAUAUAAUUAAUCAUAUUAUAGUCAUGUGAUUAGUCAAAAUGCUAUGAUUUCAGAUAUGAUUUUUGCAAGUAUUUUUUAGGUGAUUCCUUUUGGUUGUACAGGGCAAGAGGUCCAAAGUGAUGCAAUAUGUGGACACAAGUUGAGUGAACAUCGUUUUCUUUAUGUUGUUUUUGCCUUUGUAUUCACUCUUAAUUUUGUUUUGUUUUGUAUUUUGGUAGGAUUUUUUUAAUUUUUUAUAUAAUAUCGUGUCACGUUAAUUUUUGGAUUC